Topomyia yanbarensis is the source of this 1093-nucleotide messenger RNA. Its product is annotated as luciferin sulfotransferase-like. NCBI's taxonomy places the organism in Eukaryota, Metazoa, Arthropoda, Insecta, Diptera, Culicidae. Gene Ontology annotation, molecular function: sulfotransferase activity. The transcript has 4 exons. The record is from RefSeq and is a predicted model, not a curated record. The coding region runs from base 44 to 1051 and encodes 335 amino acids. Gene Ontology annotation, biological process: sulfation. Gene Ontology annotation, cellular component: cytoplasm.
GUCGCAGUUGCAUACAGCAGAAUUUUAGAAACCCUUUCCAACAAUGUUCAACUUCGAAAAGAUUUCCAACGAAAUUUUGGCCCGCGUCGAGUGUCCUGGGACUGAAAAGCAUUACAAGGUUUCGUUGCGAGAUGGACUGCCCAACAGUGCACCGAGUAAUUUGAAAGAUGGUACCAGUAGAUAUAGUGUAAUGAUCGAAACAUUUUUGCCAAUUGCCGAGAGAAUAAAAAAGCUUGAGGUGUUCAAGGAUGAUGUGUGGGUUAUCACGUUUCCCAAGUGUGGUACCACUUGGACCCAGGAAAUGGUUUGGUUGCUGAAUAAUGAUCUAAACUUUGAGUGUGCGAAAAAACUGUCCCUGGAGGAGAGAUUCCCUUUCUUGGAAUUAACAGGAGCCUUGAGUCUUAUAGGCGGCGACUCGGUGGGUGAUGUCGAACGCCUUUCCAGACCACGGCAUAUAAAGUCGCACCUUCCCGUAAUGCUUCUGCCAGAUCAGGUGUGGACCGUAAAACCAAAGAUCGUGUACGUUUCGCGAAAUCCAAAAGAUGCUGCGACAUCCUUCUAUCAUCACUACCGUAAUAUUGUCGGUUACGAUGGACCCAAGGAGAAUUUUUUUGACGCGUUCCUGAGUGAUAAUUUGAUCUAUGCGCCUUUCGGUGAGCACGUGUUGGAUUAUUGGCAGCUGAGAAACGAAGAUAAUGUAUUGUUCAUAACGUUCGAACAAAUGAAACGAAAUCUGAGGAAAGUGAUACUAUCGGUGGCAACGUUUCUGGGAAAAUCGUAUAAUGAUCGGGAGAUUGAUGCGCUUGAGGGGCACUUGUCGUUGGAUUCGAUGAGAGCUAAUAAAUCAUGCAACAUGGACGCACUGGUAGAAUGGGCAAAAACAACGAAUUAUAGCGAUCUAAGAAAAAAGAAUGGUGCGAACGAAUUUAGAUUCAUUAGAAGCGGAAAAGUUGGCUCCUACAUGGACGAUAUGAAUGAUGAAUAUGUUGCACGUUUCGAUGAUUACGAGAAAAGAAUAACUGCCAGCAAAAACUUUCGUUUCCAUUUUUAAAGGCCUUUUAUUUUAUAUAACUCACUUUUUUUAGUACUUGGC